UCCACUAAACACGACUUCUUUUAAUAGCGGUCCCUUGUGGCAGAUUUUCAGGAGACCCUCAGCUGGAUGCUUGCUGCCAAGGGGUGCAAGGGAGCUAUGACAACCCAUGAAUCAGGAAAGUUCCCAUGCCGGACCGGAGCUUUGAAAACUGAGGGAUGUUUUGAGGCGACUAUGAGAAGAUGAAGAGACAAAACGUGCGGACACUCGCCUUAAUUAUCUGCACUUUGUCCUAUUUACUCAUUGGAGCGGGAGUCUUCGACGCUCUCGAGUCAAAGCAGGAGAAAAGCCAGAAGAGCAAACUCGACUAUCGAAAAUUUCUGCUUAUGCAUAAAUAUAAUCUCACCAGGCUUGACUUUGAACAGAUUGAAAAGGUCGUGUUGCUACUGAAGCCUCACAAAGCCGGAGUCCAGUGGAAGUUCGCCGGGUCUUUUUAUUUCGCCAUCACUGUGAUAACGACCAUAGGUUAUGGCCAUGCCGCCCCCAGUACGGAUGCUGGGAAAGCAUUCUGCAUGGGGUAUGCACUUCUGGGCAUCCCCCUCACCCUGGUGAUGUUCCAGAGCCUGGGCGAACGCAUCAACACCUUUGUCCGCUUCCUGUUGCACAAAGCCAAGAAAUGCAUGGGCCUGCGGCGGCCGGAAGUCUCCAUGGCCAACAUGGUGAUCAUCGGCUUCUUUUCCUGCGUCAGCACCUUGUGCAUAGGAGCAGCUGCCUUCUCCCACUACGAAGGUUGGACCUUUUUCCAUGCCUUCUACUACUGUUUCAUCACCCUCACAACCAUCGGUUUCGGGGACUACGUAGCCCUACAGAAGGACAACGCUCUCCAGAACGACCCUCAUUACGUGGCCUUUAGCUUCGUCUAUAUCCUGAUGGGCCUCACAGUAAUUGGUGCUUUCCUCAAUCUAGUGGUGCUACGGUUCAUGACGAUGAACACCGAGGACGAGAGAAGAGACGCAGAGCAGAGGGCGCUGCUCUCCAAAGAUAAACAAAAAGGUCCGGUUUUGCGGCGUCCGGACCCGCCGAGCCCAGUCGCCGCAGGGCGAGAUAAAAGGCGAGGGCUGAAGAGCGUCUACGCUGAGGUGCUUCACUUCCAGACGGUGUGCUCCUGCCUGUGGUACAAAAGCCGAGAGAAAAUGGUGAUCCUCCCGCAGGAUAUGUCCUUCACUGAUGCGCUAAUGGAGCAAGGAGAUGUAUCGCCCCACCACUUCUUUGAAACCGGCCCCACGGGCUGCGUGUGUAACCCUCAACGCUGCUCAGCCAUUAGCACUGUGUCUGCUGACCUGAGAAACAUCUCACCCUUCAGGCUCUUCUCCAAGAGACGCAGCUCUGUCUGAAUCACCUCACUUUCUUAUACAGCCACUGUAGAUCUUUAAUGAGUCACAUGAAUUAUUUUCAUAGCAUUCACAUAAAGAUGCUUGAACGGACCACCUAGAACUCUGCUAGGAGUCUUUUUACACAAACACAUCUAUACUCUAUCAACACUUUGAAGACUUUUAUGAGAAUUCAAAUUGUUGCCUUCAAAUAGCUCAUUUACAGCCUGAUAUGGUGCAAUAGACGGUAACAGCUAUUUAUUAUACAUGUAGUUUGACCAAAAAAAUUAUGAUCUUAAUUUAUCUUGUUCUGAUGAGAAACUAAUGGUAUUAGAGUCGUGAAUUUGUUUAUUUUAGUCAUUUUAGUCAUUUUUUGCUUUGCAUUGCAGGGUUUUACACUAGUCAGAAUUGGAUGGAGAACACCUUUUAAAUUUCAAUUCUGUUUUUGAGUUUGAGUUGAGAUAGUGAACAGAAUUCGAAUUUGAAUGAGAAAGUAGGCUUAAAAUUCAAUUUACCAAUUUUAACAAGAAAAUACCUUUAAAUAUAUGUGACUCCGGACCACAAAACCAGUCAUAAGGGUCAAUUUUUCCAAACUGAUAUAUUUAUACAUCAUAUGAAAUUUAUGCAUCAUAUGAAAGCUGAAUAAAUAAGCUUUCCAUUGAUGUAUGGUUUGCUAUAAUAUUUGGCCGAGAUACAACUAUUUGAAAAUCUGGAAUCUGAGGAUGCAAAAAGUCAAAAUAUUGGGAAAAUCACCUUUAAAGUUGUCAAAUGAAUACUAAUCAAAAAUUAAGUUGUGAUAUAUUUACAGUAGGAAUUUUACAAAAUAUCUUCAUGGAACAUGAUCUUCAGUUAAUAUCCUAAUGAUUUUUGGCAUAAAACAAAAAUCAAUAAUUUUGACCCAUACAAUGUAUUUUUGGCUAUUGCUACAAAUAUACCCCAGCGACUUAAAACUGGUUUUGUGGUCCAGGGUCACAUAUAUAUAUAUAUAUAUAUAUAUAUAUAUAUAUGUAUAUAUAUAAAGAGAUGGACAAAUAGACAGGAAUGUAAAAAUACCAAAUAUGUUCAAUAUAUAUAUAUAUAUUAUAAUAUAUAUAUACUUUAUUCAGUUUAUAUUUUUAAUAACACUUAAUUUCCCAGAAUGCUAUGGAGCCCCCCUGGUGAUAAAAAAAAAAUGAGAUGGGAGGAAAAAAAAAUAUUGCAAUGCAUUCAUAUGGAAAUAAUAUGAGAUAGGAGGGAAACUAUAUUUUAAUUCCUGUGAGAGGGAACGUAAUGUUUCUCAUGGGAAUGCAAAAAGAUUUGCGAGCGAAUGCAAAGACACUCAACUCUUAUAUUUUUUUCAGUGCACACUUAACCUUAAUGAAUGCAUGAUCUGCAUUGAAAUUCUCUGAAUAACAAUUCAAUAAAUUCCUCUUUAUAUCAAUUGACCGGUCAGAGGGAGUUUGAUUGACAGGCGAUCUGACCAGUCAUAAUGCUGAAUUGCCAUUUUUGUCCAACAAACAAACCAGACAGGAGAGUAGAUUAAUAUCUGUGGACUUGAACUUGAAAAAUGUUGUGUGUCAAUGUAUUUCUGUGGUUGAAACAAGAUACCUUCUGAUGUUCAUUCAUGUUUUUUUGUGCUAUAACUAGUAGUAAAGAGGAAGAGAUGAUCGGUUCACUUGCCGCUUGAACUGAGGCGCUAGUGAUCUGUCACAACACAUUAAUGAGCCACAAAAUGGUAUGUAUUGCUUGAAAUUCUUUUAAAAAAACUAUUUUAAAACUUAGACUUUGUUAUAUACCAAAAAUAACCUGCUCUGUCAGUUUCACAACCUCUGUAUUUUUCACAACCAUGUUUUACUGACAGUUUUCGCAAUGUUGCGAUGUUGAGAAAGCUAUGUCUGACACUCUUUAUUAAGUAUGCUAUGAUGUGAUAUUAUUACCAGACUGUCACUCCAUUACUGUAAUGAGUCCCCUAUAAUACGUUGUGCUAGACGUCAGUGUAACCAGCAAAAUGAAACACCUAUCAGGUAUUUGUUGAUCCAGAUGGCAUAUCGACAUGACUCCUGCUUGCUGCCCAGCUCUGUACAGUGUGUAAUGGGAAUAAUCUGACCUUUUGAAAGCUCCUGAAGUAUAUUAACCUGAUGGAGGUCACAUGGAGUGAUAAAACGAUAUUCGGAUUGGCUGCUGAAGACUGUUUUUUUCAAAACUAAGACAGGGUUGUUAAUGUAACAGUGCUAUCAGAGUCAACAUCUCGGCGUGGAAAGUUUAUUAGACUCUUGAACUUAAGGUACCUAAUUACUCUUGAUGUUUAGCACAUGAAAUUCCUUUGAAGAUAACGUGACCUUGGUCUGAACUAAAGCUUUAGGAAAAACAGCAGUUAUCGCAUACGGACUCUCCAAGUGCUCUCAGCACCGAUCUGGACAUCGUGUCCUGUGUAUCCCCCAUGAUUCAGAGAGGCCUUGCUGCUCAGGCUAUGUUUGGCCCACACAGGAGUGUGUGCCAUCUUCACAUCCUGCCAAGGAGAAAGCGCUUUGUGCCCAAGACUUUGCCUUCAGCUAUUAAACCUGCACGACACAGUGACAGAAGGAACGCCAUUACAACAAAUGCCUGUAUUGCCCCCCCCCAUGGUGGCGGCAUCUGUUGCUUUUCCUUCUAGAGUUUUUUUGUUUUGGCAUCUACAUCUAUGUGAAAGGUAAAAAAUAUCUUUGACCAGCAGGUCGGUGGGGGCAGGACAGAGUGUACAUUUAUAUUUCUAUUUUUGUCCUUAUUACAGGAAACAGGGCAAAAAUAAUUCUUUGCUAAUUAGAAUAAUAAUAAAAAGAACAGGAAAGAAUACCAGGUUUCUUUUUUUUGGUCUGUGUGAAAUUGAUACGGUCAUGUCCAAUGCCAGUGAAACUAGAGAAAUGGAUGUAUUUUCACAAAGUUUAUUCUGUAAAUGGUCUAAUAAGGAAUAUGUUCCAAUUUCAAUCGUUACUCGGUUUUGUGGAAUCAGUAACAUGCUGUCAAUUACCAGAGGAAAUCAUUUUAAUUCAUCCAAC
Labeo rohita (rohu) is the source of this 4321-nucleotide messenger RNA. RefSeq names its product potassium channel, subfamily K, member 3b (gene kcnk3b). Gene Ontology annotation, cellular component: membrane. The transcript is spliced from 2 exons. Bases 180 to 1331 code for a protein of 383 amino acids. Gene Ontology annotation, molecular function: potassium ion leak channel activity; open rectifier potassium channel activity. The record is from RefSeq and is a predicted model, not a curated record. NCBI's taxonomy places the organism in Eukaryota, Metazoa, Chordata, Actinopteri, Cypriniformes, Cyprinidae. Gene Ontology annotation, biological process: potassium ion transmembrane transport; stabilization of membrane potential.